AAACGCAGAUGGGAGUUUUACUUACACAAAAGGGUUCUGAGGGCAGAAAGAAAACUGAUUGGUUCAGAGAAACAACCAAUCAAUUUAAAGAAGAGGCGGGGGAAAAGGCAGGAUCUGCUAAAUGAAAAAAAAGACCGGGCAGUUGGAUCCAGCCAUCUUUGAGGAGUGAAAAAUCACAGUUUUUGAAGGGAAUUAUUGAGAAAAUGAAUGUGUUACAAGAUUUGAGGUCAGGAGGACUUUAUAUACAGGAUGCAAGACUUGGAAGUGUUGGGCCUUAUCCACUUUACAUGGAAAGUUUUGAAACCCUUGUGGAGUGCAACAAAGUAUCUGACGAGAUCAUGGAUGCCUUGUUCCAUCUGUUCAGCAUGAAGCGACCAGGUAUACUAGCAAUCAAUGCUCAUACUCUGUCUCAUAUUCUUGAUGGGGGAGCAAGGGCAAGGAGCCAUUAUUUUAUCAAGAGGAACAUCUUUAAAAACACAAGGGAGGUUAUUGGUCCUUACUUGGAACACGGGAAUCACUGGACUUUUUUUCACUGCAGUUUUGUAGAUCGUACUAUAACAUAUCUCAAUUCGCUUGGGGAACAGGAUCAGCAAUAUGAUAAAAUUAAAAACAACUGGAGCACAUUUGCUGCAGCAAAAGGCUACCACGGACCAUGGAAAAGGACAACAAGGAACCAUUCUCUUCAGAGUGAUUCUAUUUCCUGUGGAGUUUUCACAGCUGUGUUUGCUGAGACAUUUCUGGAAGGGGAAGAGGGGUAUCUUACAUGCCCACCAGUACAUGAAGAAAGACAACGAUUGGGUCUGCUUCUUUUCAAGUCACUUGGCAAGUAUAAUAUAUAUUCACAUAUUAACAGUGUAUGCCCCAGUUGAUUCACUCCAAAGGCAAACUGUGCAAUGCUCAGAAAAACAUAAAAAAAAAAAACAAGAGCUACGUGUCUGACUAUACAGGUCUCAGGAAGCAUGUUAAAUUUGUUUCUAAAAAGAACAUGACAGCAAAGCCUAAUAAACAAACCACAAGGCUUUUAAAACAGUGUCCAGCCAUUACACCAAAUUAGAGAUGUGGACCUGGGCAACUUAUAGUCAACCAUGAACUGUGUAUACCAAAGUAUUCUACAGUCAAAUGUGAGGCCAUCUAUCAAACAGCUAAAGUCAAGAGUUGGUAUUCCAGGAAAAAACUAAACUACAACAGAAUUGCUGAAAAAGAAAAAAAUGAAGGUGCCAAUAUGUAAUUUGUAAUUGGUUUCUUAUGUGAGUACAUAUGUUUAGGUUCCUUGCUGUUUUAAUCCUAGUAAAUAAAUUUAUUUUGUGUUUUAGAUAGGUCAGGUGUUUGUGGCAUUUGUCAUAAAACAGUGUCUAAGA
Messenger RNA from Astyanax mexicanus (Mexican tetra), 1358 nucleotides. RefSeq lists its product as uncharacterized. The record is from RefSeq and is a predicted model, not a curated record. Gene Ontology annotation, biological process: proteolysis. Bases 204 to 869 code for a protein of 221 amino acids. Gene Ontology annotation, molecular function: cysteine-type peptidase activity. NCBI's taxonomy places the organism in Eukaryota, Metazoa, Chordata, Actinopteri, Characiformes, Acestrorhamphidae. The transcript has 9 exons.